Molecule: messenger RNA, 1180 nt
Organism: Dendronephthya gigantea
Lineage: Eukaryota; Metazoa; Cnidaria; Anthozoa; Malacalcyonacea; Nephtheidae
Product: transcription factor HES-4-like
Exons: 4
Coding region: 124-909 (261 amino acids)
Biological process (GO): anterior/posterior pattern specification; regulation of neurogenesis; regulation of transcription by RNA polymerase II
Cellular component (GO): nucleus
Molecular function (GO): DNA-binding transcription factor activity, RNA polymerase II-specific; RNA polymerase II cis-regulatory region sequence-specific DNA binding; protein dimerization activity
Source: RefSeq, a predicted model, not a curated record
AAGCCGGAGACAAACCUGGAAAAGCGAUUUGGACAUUAUUCUACAUUUGCAUAUAGUGCGCGAGCGUGCGCGCAAAUACGAAACAUCGUCAGCAUUGCUUCGUACCGAAGACGAAGGGUGGUAAUGGCAGCUGAACGCGUCAAAACCGUCGAAGAUCGAAAGGCGAGGAAACCAUUGUUGGAACGAAAAAGAAGAGCAAGAAUCAACGACAGUUUAGCAGAAUUAAAAGGCAUCGUUUUGAGAUCGCUUAAUAAAGAUAGCUCACGUUAUACGAAGAUGGAAAAGGCAGAUAUCCUUGAAAUGGCUGUGAAACACCUCAAAGCCCUGAGAGAGACUGUCAACAGCUACCCAAGACAUGAUGGUACAUCUCACUACAAGAAUGGUUUCACCCAGUGUGCCACUGAGGUCACUCGCUACAUCAUGGGGGUGGAAUCAAUAGACGACAACACUCGUUCGGAUAUCUUAUCCCACCUUAACAACACAUGUCAAUCAAUGCACAUGUCUGCAUCAAAGCCACCUACAUCACCACCGCUAUCACCGAUUAUUACCAAUCUUUCCCACUGCACAGCCCAUGAAGACCCUUGUUACCGCUGUUAUCCUUUACCGUACCCCCAACCACACUUUUUAAACCAACCUCCUGAACUAUUACCUGGGAACACUUUAUCAGGUCCACAUGCACAGAUGUUUGGACAUCCCACCUCGCCCAAUGUGCCAUACUUAGAGAAAUCACUGACAAAGAGUUACUCUGAUAGCUCUCUUGUGAAAAUGGCCUAUGGCUACCCCUUUCCUCGGUCCCCCACAACACACUGCCACAGUACACCCAACUCACCAAAGAGCUCUGUGUUGUCAACACCCACUACCAGAGAACCAUCCCAAACAAGGUCUGAACCAGUUUGGCGACCUUGGUGAGGGUAAAUUGCAGAUAAAUAGACACACACUACCAGCAUAUGGCAUUUGAUGCCAACAAGAAACAAUUUUAAAUAUAUUGUGUAUUAGUGUAUUAUAAUAAAUUAAUUUAAUAUUAGAUACAAAUAGUAGUUAGGGUUUUGUAUAAUUUAAAACAAUUUGACCACACCAAUUGCAAAUGAGUGCGCUGAUCGACUGACUGCUUAUUGUAGAGUUUAUUAUUUUGGGUUGUAGAUAUUAAAUAUAAAUUAUCGGAGUCAUGCUUAUUCAGAAC